This is a messenger RNA of Corythoichthys intestinalis (scribbled pipefish), 4988 nucleotides long. It is a transcript of the gene hsp90b1, whose product is annotated as heat shock protein 90, beta (grp94), member 1. NCBI's taxonomy places the organism in Eukaryota, Metazoa, Chordata, Actinopteri, Syngnathiformes, Syngnathidae. The record is from RefSeq and is a predicted model, not a curated record. The coding region runs from base 120 to 3947 and encodes 1275 amino acids. Gene Ontology annotation, molecular function: ATP-dependent protein folding chaperone; ATP binding; ATP hydrolysis activity. Gene Ontology annotation, cellular component: endoplasmic reticulum; perinuclear region of cytoplasm. Gene Ontology annotation, biological process: protein folding. The transcript is spliced from 30 exons.
GCGCAUUUAGUUGUGCAGCGUUUCCGAGGGCAGUUCAUUGUCAGUACCUAAUGAAAAGAUAGAGGCGUGUGUCCCUUCAUCUUUUGUCUGUACUGAGAGCAGUCCAAUCUAAUCUUAAAAUGAAGCGGACGUGGGUUUUAGGACUUCUCGUCGGGCUGUUAGCCUUUGCUGCUGUGAGGGCCGAGGAUGAAGUGGACGUGGACGGCACUGUUGAUGAGGACCUGGGAAAAAGCAGGGACGGCUCCAAGACUGACGACGAGGUUGUACAAAGGGAGGAGGAAGCCAUCCAGCUGGAUGGAUUGAAUGCUGCCCAGAUUAAGGAACUCCGGGAAAAGUCUGAGAAGCACGUCUUUCAAGCGGAGGUCAACCGCAUGAUGAAACUGAUCAUCAACUCCCUAUACAAGAAUAAGGAGAUCUUCCUCAGGGAAUUGAUCUCCAACGCUUCCGACGCCCUGGAUAAGAUCCGUUUGUUGUCACUCACUAACGAUGACGCGCUGGCCACCAACGAAGAGCUGACCAUCAAAAUUAAAUCUGACAAGGAGAAAAAUAUGCUCCACAUCACGGACACGGGCAUCGGCAUGACUAAAGAUGAGCUGGUGAGGAACCUCGGCACCAUCGCCAAGUCGGGCACCAGCGAGUUCCUCAACAAGAUGACAGAGAUGCAGUCAGAGGACCAGUCGACUUCGGAGCUGAUUGGACAGUUCGGCGUGGGCUUCUACUCUGCCUUCCUGGUAGCUGACAAGGUCAUUGUCACCUCGAAGCACAACAACGGCACACAGCACAUUUGGGAGUCUGACUCCAACCAGUUCUCGGUCAUCGAGGAUCCCCGCGGAGACACUCUGGGCCGAGGGACCACCAUCACAUUGGUAAUGAAGGAGGAGGCCUCAGACUACUUGGAGCUUGAGACCAUUAAAAACCUCGUCAAGAAGUACUCGCAGUUCAUCAACUUCCCCAUUUAUGUUUGGGCCAGCAAGACUGAGACUGUGGAGGAACCCAUUGAUGAUACUGAGGCAACAGAGGAACCAGAGAAGGAAGCUUCUGAAGAUGAGGCUGAAGUUGAGGAAGAGGAGGAAGAAAAAGACAAACCCAAGACUAAAAAAGUUGAGAAGACUGUGUGGGACUGGGAGCUGAUGAAUGACAUCAAGCCCAUCUGGCAGAGACCAGCAAAGGAGGUUGAGGAUGAUGAGUACCAUGCUUUCUACAAGACCUUUUCCAAGGACAGUGACAAUCCUCUGGCUCACAUCCAUUUCACGGCUGAGGGAGAGGUAACCUUCAAGUCCAUCCUGUUUGUGCCCACCGCUGCUCCCCGUGGCCUCUUUGAUGAAUAUGGCUCAAAGAAGAACGACUACAUCAAGCUUUUUGUUAGGAGGGUUUUCAUCACGGACGACUUCAACGACAUGAUGCCUAAAUAUCUCAACUUUGUCAAGGGAGUGGUUGAUUCUGAUGACCUUCCGCUUAACGUGUCCCGAGAAACUCUUCAGCAGCACAAGCUUCUCAAGGUGAUCCGUAAGAAGCUGGUGCGCAAAACUCUCGACAUGAUCAAGAAGAUAGCGGAGGAGCAGUACAACGAUAAGUUCUGGAAGGAGUUCGGCACAAACAUUAAGCUGGGAGUCAUCGAGGACCACUCCAACCGAACGCGGCUUGCCAAGCUGCUGCGCUUUAGCACAUCCAAUAGCGAGACUGUUCUGUCAAGCCUCGAGCAGUAUGUGGAGCGCAUGAAGGAGAAGCAGGACAAGAUUUACUUCAUGGCUGGCACAAACAGGAAGGAGGCUGAGGCCUCCCCAUUUGUGGAGAGGCUGCUGAAGAAGGGCUACGAGGUGAUCUACCUGACAGAGCCCGUGGACGAGUACUGCAUCCAGGCCCUGCCAGAGUUUGACGGCAAGCGUUUCCAGAACGUGGCCAAGGAGGGCAUCAAGUUUGACGAGAGCGAAAAGGCCAAGGAGAAGCGUGAGGCGCUGGAGAAGGAGUACGAGCCACUCACCACUUGGCUCAAGGAUAAGGCCCUCAAGGACAAGAUUGAGAAGGCAAUCUUGUCUCAGCGGCUGACAAACUCUCCGUGUGCGCUGGUUGCCAGUCAGUACGGCUGGUCAGGGAAUAUGGAGAGGAUCAUGAAGGCACAGGCGUAUCAGACCGGAAAAGAUAUUUCAACAAAUUACUACGCCAGCCAGAAGAAGACAUUAGAAAUCAACCCCAAGCAUCCCCUCAUCAAGCAGAUGCUCAAACGUGUCAAUGACGACGCCGAGGACCAGACUGCGUCAGAUCUGGCAACCGUACUUUUUGAGACGGCCACUUUGCGGUCAGGCUAUCAGUUGGCUGACACAAAGGCUUAUGGCGACAGGAUAGAACGGAUGCUGAGACUCAGCAUGAACAUACCUCUGGAAGAGCAGGUAGAAGAGGACCCUGAGGAAGAACCUGAAGAGGAGACGGCGGAAGACUCCGACGAAGCUGAAGAGAAGGCAGAUGAGGACAUCGUGGACGAAGAUGAUGAAGCUGUUGCUACAGAAAAAGAUGAACUUCUGAACAAGGAGAGCAGUGAUCAGAUGCUGGCAAAGAAGUCAAUGAUGAAUCUGGAUGAACUGCAGAGCUCUACAGCUCAGUUGCUAUUACCCUCUCCUCGUCUUCCUUCUCCUUCUCGUUUCUCACGCGCGCACGCCCCAGGGAUGAGUAUAGAAAUCCCCGCGGGCCUGACGGAGCUGUUGCAGAGCUUUACCGUGGAAGUGCUGAGGAGCCAGCCCGGUGACCUGCUCGACUUCGCCCUGCAGUACUUCACCCGCCUCAAGGACCGCGAGCAGAGCCACAGCCGCCGGGCGCCGCUCGGCCGGGAUGGGGACGAAGAUGACGGGGAGCCGCCGCCGUCGCUGUCGAAGCACGGACAGAGAACUGCCAGCGGAGGCGGCGGCGGAGGAGGAAAGGCAGUCAAUUUCCUCGACGAGGCCAUGCAGAUCGACUCUGAGAACGGAGAAGACGACGACGAUGAAGACGACGAAGAUUUUCAAGCGCCCAUCAUAAACAGAUUCAUCAGAAGAGCUUCAGUUUGUGCUGAAGCCUUCAAUCCUGAUGAAGAUGAUGAGGAUAAAGAGCAAAGGGUCGCCCACCCCAAAACAGAUGAGCAGCGACAGAGACUACAGGAAGCGUGUCGAGACAUUCUUCUUUUCAAAAAUUUGGAUCCUGAAGAAAUGUCUCAAGUGUUGGACGCCAUGUUUGAGAAGUUCUGCACAGAAGGGGAACACGUGAUUGACCAGGAUGACGAUGGGGACAACUUCUAUGUGAUUGAGAGAGGUACUUUCAGCAUUUCUGUCAAAGUGGAUGGUGCCGAGAAGCUGGUGGGUUGCUACGACAACCGCGGUAGCUUCGGAGAACUGGCGCUUAUGUACAACACGCCCAGAGCAGCCACCAUCAUCGCCACCUUGCCUGGAGCCCUCUGGUGCCUCGAUCGUCUGACGUUUCGAAGGAUCAUCGUGAAGAACAAUGCCAAAAAGAGGAAGCUGUACGAGGCAUUCAUUGAAACGCUCCCACUGCUCACAUCUCUGGAGCUUUCCGAGCGGAUGAAGGUGGUGGAUGUGAUAUCUACUCGAGUGUACUGUGACUCGCAACAGAUUAUUGCACAGGGAGAAUUGGCUGAUUGUUUCUACAUUGUAGAGUCUGGACAAGUUAGGAUCACCAUGAAAAGAAGCAGGACGAAAAACGGGCAGGACGAAGAGGAAGUGGAAAUCGCCAUGUGCUCCCGGGGCCAGUAUUUUGGGGAAUUGGCACUAGUCACAAACAAGCCCAGAGCUGCUUCCGCCUACGCUGUUGGGAGCGUCAAAUGUUUGGUGAUGGAUGUGAAAGCCUUUGAGCGUCUUCUGGGCCCCUGCAUGGACAUCAUGAAAAGGAACAUUGCUAACUAUGAGGAGCAGCUACUUAUGCUGUUUGAGAGUCGCACCGAGAUCGAGCAGCAGUGUGCGUGACGCCGCUCGGCAGACUGAUGGGUAUUCUGCAUCCCACUUGUAUCCACUAAAAAAAAAACAAACAAACAAACAAACAAAAAAAACAUUUCUUACAAGACGAUCAAGAUGAGACUUACAUGUUUGCAGUAAAGUAACGUAUGCCAAAGCAGAGUUGCUCAAAGCUUCUUUUCCAUUCAAUCGCCCUUUAUGUGUAAAUUUGACCUGUUUUGUUGGCCCAUUUAUUUGAACUGAGAAAGCGCCAACUUGCAAAAAAGACAGUUUUGGGAUCAGACCGAAUGUAGACUUUCUGGUACCUCAGCAUUUUUCCAGAGUAUUUCUGUGUUAAAUGUGCGUACCUGUCGGCCUACUACUAGAGGUGGUGAAAUGUUUUGCGUAAUUAAGGGGCACAGAGCUCAGGAGGCGCUUCCAAUAGAAGGGUAACCACGCAAAAAAAGAUUGCUUUAUGUAGGUAUGCCUUUGAAUUCUUACAAGGGUGAAAAACACUUUAGGCAAUUUCUCAAUUAGUAUACAAACAAGCUGACAUUUCAUGCAGCUAGUAAGCCAAUAGAUAAUUUGCCAAAAAUGACCAAAACAUGAAUGCUCACCACACAACUCACAGUAAAGGUUUCAUGAAAUUGCAUUCACUCAGCUCAACCUUGCCCGACAUAAGAUAAGCCACACACACUCAGAACAACCGACAGGAGCUGGACAAAUCUGCUUAAAGUGCAACAUUUAACAUGAUUUAGUGCAACCGCACUGUGCUCUGCUAAUUUAUGAUGCAAUAAUGUUGUUAAUCCUAUCUUCUGUAUGUACGGUAUUUGUGUUCAUUGACUAUAUGUCUUAUUUUAACUGUCAAGUUAAAUUUCCAGCAUAUUGUGCUUUGCUCUGAUGAAACCUUUACUAUGGGUGAAGUGCGAUACAGUGAUAUCCCUGUCGGUUACAGUUUUUUGCCAUAAAGUAUCUGGAGAUUCACUGGUUGUGUAUGAUCUAAGGCAGUAUUUCUUCAAAUCGCUCAAAAGAGCUUCCUUUUUUUUUUUUUUUGAGUCUGAUAACAUUCUGUAA